Thunnus maccoyii (southern bluefin tuna) is the source of this 940-nucleotide messenger RNA. Its product is annotated as bromodomain adjacent to zinc finger domain protein 2B-like. The transcript has 4 exons. The record is from RefSeq and is a predicted model, not a curated record. Lineage: Eukaryota; Metazoa; Chordata; Actinopteri; Scombriformes; Scombridae. The coding region runs from base 394 to 765 and encodes 123 amino acids.
UUGAUAUAAAAAAGUUACAAUUUUCUCCUCCACAAAGUGAUCAUAUACAGAAUAUCGGGGGAGUUGCAGUUCAUAUAAUGAUUUUAAAUAAAAAACAGGUAUUUAUAGUUUUUACAUCCUUUGGAUUAGAGGAAAAUCGAUGUGAACCAAUGUACUGUUUGACCUCCUUUGUGAAAAACAAAAAGUUUUGCUUUUUACCUGUAAAUUUGCUUUUAUGAAUGUGACAUUUAGCCAAUAAAAUUAAAAGAUUUGCAAGAAAUAGCUGGUUAUUCAAUUCAGAGUUAUCCUCUAGUAUUUGUGACCACCCAGAGGUUGUCUGAGUAUUUUUUUAUGUAGUAUUUGUAUGUGCUUUAAUCCCGUUCAUGUAUUGUGGAUCUCUCCCUCUCUCUGCUGAUGAGCUGUGAUGGGCUGCAGCCUCUUCCUGAGUUGUUUUGCAUCGCUGGCAUGGUUUUCCCAGGCACAGCCUUCACAUACGGCCUGCACGGUUUUUGGAAGGUUCUGGGCCUCAACAUCCCCAUGGUCAUACCCAACCUCACCACCCUGCAGGAGGGCGUUCUCAGCCAGGGGAAAGCCAAGUGGAGUUUAAGGAACUGCUUCUGGGUGCUUCACUGCGGGCCUACUAUCUGUUUACCAGGACAAGGCUUGCUGAGGCUCAUUGCAGAGGAUCACAGCCAUCGUUGGAAUUCUGAAAGGAAUGUACUUCCAACCAACCUGCCAGUCAACAUGUUUCAAUGUGAAAUGUUGUAUGUAAAUUUGCUGACAUGAUAUACCAGCCCAAGUUUUGUAAUGGUGGGUAGCAUUUUUGUUUAACUUCACUUUUUUUCUCCUGUUUUUGUCCAAUUAGGAGUUAGGUUGUCUUUUGUUCUUUUUGUUUGAGUAGGUAAGUUUAGGUUGCUCAGCGUCAAUUCACCUUUGUUUGUUAUUUUGCUGUUAGCCCACC